UGUAAGACAUUUUUGUUCUUGAGAGACGAGCAAGAGGAAGUGAAAGCAAGACUGCAAAAUUUAAUUUCCUGGUUGCUUGUGGAUGACUUCGGAGACAAGCCUUUGGCCACCUCUCACCUGUCUGAACACACCUGGAGGUUGGAAGUCUUUGCAGAGCACAGGUGGCUCAGAGCUGGUUGUUACCAGCACAUCCCGGUGGUGGAAAGGCAAUGGAGGGGUCCCAUGUAGAGGCAGAUUCCAAUGGUCCCUUCAGUGUACAUGGGGACCGUGCAGAUGUGACUCCUCGGAAACAACCACGCUUGCAGCUGUCUUUCCAGCAGGAGGAACAGAUGAUUCUCAGGAACUAUGAGAACAUUGAGAGCAAGGCCAGAAAAAUUCUGGGCACCUCUUGUCAGAAGAUGACCCAUCUCUUUCUGAUGAAGGACAUGCCUGAGCACUUGGCCUAUCUCCGGGACCGCAUCACCACUCUCAACUCCAGGCCUGCCUUGGAACCCCUCUACAUUGGGCUCUUUGGGAGCAGUGGUGCGGGGAAGAGCACUCUGCUCAACACUAUCCUGGGCAAACGCUUCUUCCUCCCAGUGUCAGGGACCCGCACGUGCACCUCCUGCCAGGUCCAUGUCAGUGUCUGCAGGAGCAAGCAUUAUGAAGCCAAGAUUUUUCUCCUCUCAGAUGAGGAGUGGAGGGAGGAGGUGAAGAACCUGGUCAUGCUCCUGGAGAACAGGCAUGAGAACAGUGAGGCUGAUGGUGAUCUGGAACACGCCAUUAAAGUGCUGAAGGCUGUCUACGGGGAAGGAGCAGAUGAAAAGUCUUACGAAGAACUCGUGAGAACCAAGCCUGUGAUCGCUAUUCCUCCCUCAAGAGUUAUCACUCUGAGAAAGACAGAGGCAGACGACCUUGGCAAUGAGCUGGAUCCAUACAUCCGCAACCAGGAUGGCCUCGAGGGGGCUGAGGAGGGGGACAACUCCCAGCGCAGUGAGCAGAUGCGGCUCUGGCCCCUCAUCAAGCAGGUGCAUGUGACUAUCCCCCCAUCCGAGCUGGUGCCUGAAGGUGUCGUCUUUGUAGACAUCCCAGGGAUAGGUGAUGCCAAUAAGAAGAGGGAUGAGAUGUGGAAAGAGAGCAUCCUGCAGUGCACAUCCAUUUGGAUCGUCGCUGAUGUUGAGCGCGUUUUUGGGGCUAAAGCACAUGAAAUCAUGGUGAAAGAGGCAAUUAAAGCUUGCCAGGUUGGCAAGUGCAGCGAUAUCACCUUCGUGAUCACCAAGAUAGAUAAGAUUGAUGUGGAUGAGUAUUUGAGGAGCCACCCAGGGGCCUCAAGGGAUGUAAGCAAUCGUGAUGCCAUUCUGGGGACCAAACAAGAACUGAAAACAAGAAAGACCAGAACACUAAGGGAGAAGAUGAAGAGGAGUCUACCCAGUGAUGCAGAGAUCCUCCAGAAGCAGGAUCUGGUUUUCCCUGUCAGUGCCAAGGAGUAUUGGGACCUCACAGUCCUCACUAGGGAGGAUACAGAAAUCAAUGGGCUGAGAGCCCAUGUCAGGAAGCUCUACUUGGACACAAAGCGAAGUCAGUUACAAGAUUACAUGAAAGAAAUCCUUGUUGUCUUCUCUCUGGUGGAUGUUUAUCACUCCACGCAGCUCAACCCGAAUCCUGUGUAUAAAGAUGAACUCAGCACAUUCAUGUCAGAGAAGAUCAAGACUCUGAAGGAGUCGACUGAGGUCUCUUUUGGACUUAUGGAUGAACCUCUCAUCAACGGGGUGAAGUCUGCCCGAAACAAGUACAAGAAAAACAUUGAGAAGGUCUUCAUGCAAGGCAAAACGUCCUCUGGCUUCCACAGGACCCUGAAAGCUGUAUGUGUGAGGAAGGGUGUGUAUGUGUCCCGUGUCUUCAGUCGCAUAGACAUCAACAACUGCCUGGCUGAGCCCAUCUAUGCAGAAAUUGAGGCCACGUUUGCGAAAAUAUUCAGAAAACAGGCACUCACAAGGUUCAGCCUGCAGGCCUCCAUCAAUAAGUUCAGCCAGGAGGUAAAAAACAAAUUUGAGGAUUUGGAAAAGGUUACAGACUUGAACAGGUCCAAGCUCAACUUUCUCAAGCAAGAGACUGACAUCAUCAUGAGGGCUAUAGACAGAGAAAUUCUUUUGAAAAAGAAGACUAUCUAUGAAUCCCUUGAGGUGACCAUCCAAAGCAUCCUGUCACCAUGUUAUGAAGAGGCUGCUAAUAUACGUGGGAAGGAUUCCUGUGCACGGAUCAAAGCCACGCUGAUGCAGAACAUUGAGCUGGAGGUGCAGAGGGCAAUGUUUGAAAAAGCAAAGGAGCAGAUGAUGAGUCAGUUCCAGAAUCUGACGGAGGAGAUCACCACCAAGCUCAGCAAGGACUUUCUCAGCAUGCUGGGCAUCACGUUCUGCCAGAACGACCAACUGAUGGGCGCACUGCCGGAUUUUAAGGAAGAAUGCCAAGAAAUCCAGAAUAUGCUGAGGCAACUGGAAUGACCAGAAAGGCCCAACCAGAUGAAGCUCUCUUCCCACUUCUUUGUUUAAGCUUUUAUUUUUUAUUAUCAUUUUUUUAAAUUGCUUUUUAAUCUGUUCGUUGCUUUUCUAUGGCGGCCAGUUUGCAAAGGGGGGGAUUUAAAAGGACUUAUGGGUUCAGUGGGGUGGGCUCUUAAGAGGCAGAUGUGGCUCUUCUUUGUGUCCAUGGUACAUUUCAGCCCUCCUUGGUCUUUCCCCCUCGCUGACCUUGGUGCUUGCUGGAGGUGCAUGCGGAUAUACAUGUCAGGGAAUAGGACAACCAAUUAACAUGUAUGUGAUUAAUUACAUUUGUAUGAAACAUUCAUUGUAGGUCGGGCAUUGUUUUUUAUACCUAUUUUUGUCCUAUGUCAGGGAAUAGGACAACCAAUUAACAUGUAUGCGAUUAAUUACAUUUGUAUGAAACAUUCAUUGUAGGUUGGGCAUUGUUUUUUAUACCUAUUUUUGUGAAUGCCUUUUCCCAGUGCCUUUCAGUUCUCAGGUAGAAUCCAGCAGAGACAGACUGAUAUGUAUCUGAAGCAACACUGAUGCCAUGCCCACCCGCUAAAGUACAACUCUGCAGUGAGCUCUUUUCCUGAGAUCUAAUAAAACAUAUAACACAAUAAAA
Coturnix japonica (Japanese quail) is the source of this 3120-nucleotide messenger RNA. RefSeq names its product nuclear GTPase SLIP-GC-like. Lineage: Eukaryota; Metazoa; Chordata; Aves; Galliformes; Phasianidae. Gene Ontology annotation, molecular function: GTPase activity. The record is from RefSeq and is a predicted model, not a curated record.